AUGAGUCCUAAAAAACGGCAGCUAAAGUUUAUUGAUCAGACCAAAUGGACCAUACAGAAACAAACAAGAGCAAAAUCGGCAGCGACUAAGCUUUCUGGCAUGUUUCUUUCCACCUUCGACGGCAAAGUUUCAGGGCGGAAUACCAGUUUGCCUGUUGGAGAUGACAAACCAAACAUUCCUUUGAGUGCUACUGACACCACAGAGGAGUCUAUUGACGAAAGCAUCCGGCAGUUUAUGGACUAUCCUUUCAAUGUAGGGGAUUCGCAACUUUUCGAAAAAGAACUUAGUGAAUUGAUACAGCCGGCAGCCAGUUAUGGAUUUCGAGAUUUGAAUGAGACAAUGGACGAGCCCACAAAAAUGAACCCUGAAAUUUAUGUAACAGAUACGGAGGUCAAUGAACCCGAGAGGCCGAGAAAUGUUGAUUCUGAGUCAUUUGUUCCUCCGCUAACAGAUAGUCAGAUAGCUUCACUGGGCUCUCCUCAUCAUCAAAACGAAUUCAGGCUAAUCAACCACUACUGCAGAAUCAUGUGCAACUUCUACAGCGUUAAGGAUCCCGAGUGGAACUUUUACACUUACAUUUGUGACAGGCUGGCCUGCUGCUAUGUGCCUCUAAAAUACUCUUUACUGGCGUGGUCCGCAUUACAUCUUUCCAUAGUGGAGUCGACCCCGCAAAAGCUAGCUAACAACUAUUACAACAGUUCUUUACAAGCGGUGAUGGGUCACGACUUUGUGAAGAGUGAUGUACCCAUAGAAAUGCUUCUCAUAACAGCAUAUUUUCUUGUUCAUUAUGACAUUAUGGCAGGAACGAAGCACUGCUACCAAAUUCUUCGACAUGUGUGGUCAUCUCUAAGGAUAGGUAGGUUUUUCAACAAUCGCCCUGGACAUUGUCCAACUUUGAGCUCAUUCGGCUAUCAGAUUGUUGUAUGGCUUCUCUAUAUCGAUAUCAGAUCAUCUUUGUUUUCCGGUAACAUUAGCUUUCCGGACUAUAUCUUGAAUGGGGACUGCCCUCCUAAGAGUAAAAGAAACCCGAAUAUAGAGUACCUCUCCACCUCCACUGUGUACGAGAAAAGAGCGGUUUCCAACAUUUUUUCACGCUCUACCAGAUACCUCAGUGGUGCUUACGGCCCGUGCUACCCUACUGAAUACUUUAAAGAUGAUGAAUUGCAAUCAAAAAUAUUAGUUUUGAUGAUGCGUGAUAUGAUGAUGUUUGGACGACUAAUAAGGCUACGAAACUGGCUAAAUCAGUGUGGUAAUUCCACGGAGUUUGAUUCAAAUUCACUACAGAAGGAGAUAAAGGAACUUUAUUGGGACAAUCAUAAGAUGUUGCAAUGGUCCGGCCAUUCUAGAAUGUCAUCUUUUCACGUGCUCAUAGAGAAUGCAUUGAUUCAUGCAAUUAUUAUCUACUUCGACCGUAUCUGUCAUCCUGAUAUUAGAAGCAACGAAAAGUGUCAAGAUUCUGCCUCUGAGAUCUUGAAGAUUUCAGUACAGCUAAAAAAUCUUCGUUGCAGGGACACGCCAGGAUCUACUCAAUGGCCGUUUCCCCUAUUUAUUGCUGGUGUUGAAACAACCGAUGUGAUCUACCAAAACUGGAUUUUGGAAGAGUUGAAAAAUUGUGAAGGCGAAGGUUGGGGACUUCAUUUGGGUAAAAUGAGGAAGCUUUUCACCGAAUGCAUCGAUAGACAAGCCAAGACAAAACGCAGAGUGGACAUAGGCGAAGUAAUGGAACUGACAACCGGAGUAUUUGUUUUAUAG
Brettanomyces nanus is the source of this 1752-nucleotide messenger RNA. RefSeq lists its product as uncharacterized. The record is from RefSeq and is a predicted model, not a curated record. Gene Ontology annotation, molecular function: DNA-binding transcription factor activity; transcription cis-regulatory region binding. Gene Ontology annotation, biological process: positive regulation of transcription by RNA polymerase II. NCBI's taxonomy places the organism in Eukaryota, Fungi, Ascomycota, Pichiomycetes, Pichiales, Pichiaceae. The coding region runs from base 1 to 1752 and encodes 583 amino acids. Gene Ontology annotation, cellular component: nucleus. The transcript has a single exon.